CUCGGAACUACAGAAGUCGGAAAUUCCCGAGUUCCGGGUACAAUUGAAUGCAGCAUCAAUCCAUUCAACGCUGAAUAUCGGAAAGGAAAAGAAAUCCAAAACGGGGAGUCAGAACCAGGGUUCUGAAGCUCCGUCCGCAGGGGGAUCUAAUGUGACCUGGUGUAAGAGGGACCUUGAUGGGCAACGGGUGUACAGCAAUAAGCGGAGGAAAAGGGGAUCAUCUGCUGCUCCCUAGAUCCGGAUUUUAAUUUGCAGAGGCUGAAGGACCUUCUUCAGGACUCUUGUUGAGGCGUCGAGGAGGAAGAUGUCGGUCACCAGCCACCAUCCAGUUGGAGCAGGAGACAGAGAGAGGUCGAACAGUGUUGGCAACAGGCGAGGCCACAUAACGUGGACAACUUGUUGUCAGCUCAAACCCUGUACCAGGUGACAUGUAACCACUGUCAAACGAGGGACGCAGUCAUCCGUUGUGGGGAAUGUAUGCCCUUAGAGUGGUUUUGUGCAGAGUGUGAUCAAUUGGCACAUAAACGCCACACUCUGCACAGUAGGCAAACCACCAUGGCUGGGUUUUUACAGUACAUUCCUCCAACGGAGUCUGUGAAACUCGUUGAUGGCAGGUAUAUUGUCAGUGAACAAGGUGAGUAUCUCCUUUUUAAUCGAAUGGCUCUUAUCUUUCCAUCCCAGACAAUAUUAUUACCUCUUGAAAUAUUUUUUUCAAAGUACUUGUUGCGACCCAAACAUUCCUACAUUUCUUCCUGAUUUUCAGUCCAGACUGUUUCCUACCAAAUGCUUUUCCCAAGAGCAUCUGCUCUUGUGAAACAAAUGAUGUUGCCAUCUCCGUUGGUAGAUCAGUGACACUGGUUUGCAUAAAUGGUAAGAUUUCGUGAAAUAUAAAUAAUUCUAAAAAAAUGUUAUUGUUCGAUGUUAAUUAUUUUUCUUUCUCUUGCUCUCAGGCCGGUAUGAUUUAAGUCUUCCAGUGCUAACAUGCCGACAUUGCAGCAAGCAGUGGGGUCCAGAAUUCUCAGACUUUGUUAGGAGUGGGUACUGGCCCGCUACUAUGCAAGCACAGACCCUGUUCCACCAGGAUCUGUUCAGUUCAUUUGAGGCAAUGAAGACUGCAGCUCCAGGAAUGUCUAGGCAGGCCUUCACUGCAAUGUUGGACCAUAGAACCAAGCAGUUUGGACGAACCGUAAACGUGAAUGCAGACGCUUUUCAGAGGAGUUUCCUGCAGUACGUGUACUGCAAGUCAGAAGAAAGCAAACUUCUGGGGAAGGAUCCAUUCAUCUGUCCAGCCUUUAGCCCUGAAAUGGUUGCUAUUUCAGUUGAUGGCAACAGGAAACUCUACAGGUUCCAAAAAACAAACCAGAGGGAAGAGCCUGGGUUCUUCGAUGGUGUGUUUUUAGCCAAAGACUCUGAAGUGUCUACUUUUGUUGAGGAGGUCCGGGGGGCUGUCAAGAGUACUUCAAGAAAAGCAAUGUGUGGAGAAACCCACUGGUCAGCAGCAAGAGAGACAUCUAGACAGAGCAGCAAGUUAGAUGAAGAAGGCGUAGAAGUUGGGUGUGUCGGCAUGGAUUCCUCCUCAAAGGUCUGAAUAUGUAUCGAGGAGAAAUCUUUGCGGAUCCAAUGUUUCUCCAAAAAGAUCUCCAGAGCGCAAAGUUUUUGGCAAUGGACGUGACCUGCCGAUACGUGGCUUACAUGAAUAAGGUGUCAGAGGCACUGACUCAUCUCAAACCUCUUCAGGAAAUGAGGCAUUGCCUGUCUGUGAUGCACGCCAAAGCCCACAAUACCAAAUGCGAGAUUCUUUGGAGUGCAAGAAACCAGGAGGGUGUCGGCACCACUCUUGGUGAAGAAGUUGAGCAGGUCAACAGCUAUCUCUCAAGAUGUGCCCUGAUCACCAAGUAUAUGGCCAAGUCAGUAAGAAUUGACAUGCUUACUGUACAUGCCAUAGGGUGGAAUCAGCGCAAAGAGGAUGGCCUUCACAUUGCCUUGUCUUCCAGAUUUAAAAAGACAGUGGAAAAGACCUGGGAAGUUUCUGAGAACCUGAAGAAGCUGCAGGACCAGAUGCAUUGCUGUGAUGGCAUGCUAAAACAGUGGGUUGCUGAUGUCAAGCAGUGGGCCAGUAGCGGAAGUGCAGCUGCUAGUGUUGAUGCUGUUCGGGGUCUGCAGAUCUCGAUCGAAUCGCUCUUCGUGAGCAUACGGCACAAGAAGCAAUUCCUCUACAUACAUAAUGAUCGCAACAAAAGGCGUCAGAAAAUAACCCAAAAGAUAGCCCAGGAGAAGAAACGGUUGCUAGAGGAGAUCGUUUGGUACAACCAAAAGCCUGAUGUGGACCUGGUGGAUACCAGCUCUGUUGUGCAGAACCUCUCCAGCAAGGCUGAUGAGCGCAUGAUCUGGCCAUGGCAGGAGCAGAACAAAGACGGUGUUGACAUCCUGACCAAGAAGAAGCUAUUUGACCUGCAUAUGCUUGCUUCAAGACUGGCAGAGGAAAAGGAGAUCCUGGUGAAAGAGAUGAUGCAACACUGUCAGUACCUCAAGGAGGCAUGCACCAAAGUCCAGUCUCUGAUGGUCACCAUUUCAGGGAGCAUACAGACAGGAAGCUAUCCAAAUGGCUUCACAGAAAAGGGGUCCAAAGGCCUCAUCUGUGUUCUUCAGAGAAGGUUGAAAGACCUAAAGCUUAAACAGAGGACUGUUGCAGGCACCUACAGAGGCAUUCUCGAACCAGGUGUCAGACUGGUGGAAGAGGAGGACGGGGAACUGGAGGAAGACAUGGAUUCGCAGAGUGAUGACAGCUCGGAGGAUGAGGAUGAUGGAGAGGAGGUGUAGGGGCUAAUAUUAAUAUAUAGCCUGUUAUUUUUAUUUUUUUAGGUUGCUCAUACUGUUUUGUUUAAUUUCUCUUUAGCUUUUAGUCGUUUUCAUCUUUGAUUUUACUUGCCUAACGCCUGAUUUCCAUCGGGGACGUACGCGCGCGGAACGGCUGUGAACUCUGCCCAGCGUCCAUUUCCACCGGGAGGGUAACGGCAGCGUAGCGCUGCCUUGCAAGUAUUCACGCGAGAUUACGUGAUAAUCCUUGUUAUGCAUUGUCCUUAAUGUUGUAUGUUUACUCAUGUGCUGUUCCAUGAAUCAGAAUAAAUGCUUGCUUCCGAAGUUCUGGAAGCUCUUGUAAAAUUGGUUGUUGAUUGUUGUAUUGCUCUUACAAGUACUUGGUUACAGUAGGCUACUUAAAUAGAUGUGAAUGUGAUGGUACACCAGUACAAACAUCUGAGGCUCGUAGGCCUAUAACCUUUCAGUAGUCACUUAAUCACCCCCAGUUAUUUCAAUAAACCAAUGUUAUUAUUAAACUUCA
Messenger RNA from Gadus macrocephalus (Pacific cod), 3340 nucleotides. RefSeq lists its product as uncharacterized. The transcript is spliced from 15 exons. The coding region runs from base 1591 to 2820 and encodes 409 amino acids. Lineage: Eukaryota; Metazoa; Chordata; Actinopteri; Gadiformes; Gadidae. The record is from RefSeq and is a predicted model, not a curated record.